This is a messenger RNA of Peromyscus leucopus (white-footed mouse), 2528 nucleotides long. It is a transcript of the gene Asb7, whose product is annotated as ankyrin repeat and SOCS box containing 7. Gene Ontology annotation, molecular function: protein binding. Gene Ontology annotation, biological process: intracellular signal transduction. Bases 775 to 1731 code for a protein of 318 amino acids. The transcript has 6 exons. NCBI's taxonomy places the organism in Eukaryota, Metazoa, Chordata, Mammalia, Rodentia, Cricetidae. The record is from RefSeq and is a predicted model, not a curated record.
GGAGCGCAGGCUCCAGUGCGGCCGCUGAUUGGUCGCCGAAGGCUUGGUCCCAUCCCAGUGACCCCAAAGUGCUGGAAGGAGGGGGCGGGGGUGGCCCAGUGCAAAGUGCAUCCCGAAAGCCCCCUGUCGGGACACCCCGCUGCUGACACUUCGGACCCGGUACGAUUUGGGGGUCUCCCUGUCCCCAGACCUCUGGAGUCCCUCGGUAGCUGGAAGCCUCCGGCCCGGCGCGCGGCAGACCCCUGGUCUGAGCCCCUGGACCGGGACUGCCCCCCCCCAACCCGAGCCGGCACUUCCUCCCUGCACCCCUUCCCGGAGGCUGCUCCGAGGCCAAGACCGCCACCUCCAGCCUGAUCGGCUAUCUGGAUGCUCUCUGGGCUGGGGCCGUGAAGCACCGAGGAGGAUCAGGAACACGGUGUCCGGCCCUGCCUGGGGUGUUUCUUCAAUGGAGAAGUUGGUGAAGGUGGAGGAGGCUGAAAGGAGGGAGAGGAGCUGCAGCUGAGGAGCCAGGUUUGAGCUGGCUGGAGAACACGCGCGAGCAGAAGGGGUCUGCCCACCCACCAGAGAAGCCGCUGGGAGAGUGCUUUGGAUCAGCAUCCUCUCCAAAGGUGAAGAAUUGCUCUGAGGCCUGGACACACUGGGAACCCCUUCCCCAUGAUGCUGCUUGUACACGAUGGUCAUUAGACAACCUGUGUUCCAAGAGAAGAGUCAUUCUUCUGUAAGGCUGACUCCUUUGACCUAAUGACUGGUUGGUGAAAAGCGGACUCUGCUAGGAUGUUACACCACCACUGUCGGAGGAACCCUGAACUCCAGGAAGAAUUGCAGAUUCAGGCUGCAGUAGCCGCCGGGGAUGUUCACACAGUACGGAAGAUGUUGGAGCAAGGCUAUUCCCCAAACGGCCGGGAUGCCAACGGCUGGACCUUGCUCCAUUUCUCUGCAGCAAGAGGAAAGGAGAGAUGUGUUCGGGUGUUUCUGGAACAUGGAGCUGAUCCUACGGUUAAGGACUUAAUCGGAGGCUUCACCGCUCUGCAUUACGCAGCCAUGCACGGCCGGGCCCGGAUUGCACGCCUGAUGUUAGAGUCUGAAUACAGGAGUGACAUUAUCAAUGCAAAAAGCAAUGAUGGCUGGACUCCUCUCCACGUGGCUGCCCACUACGGUAGGGACUCAUUCGUCCGGCUCCUUCUGGAGUUCAAGGCUGAGGUCGACCCACUUAGUGAUAAAGGUACAACGCCCCUUCAGCUCGCCAUCAUCCGAGAGAGAUCAAGCUGUGUGAAAAUCCUCCUGGACCACAAUGCCAACAUCGACAUUCAGAAUGGAUUCCUGUUGCGCUAUGCUGUAAUCAAAAGCAAUCACUCUUACUGCCGCAUGUUCCUUCAGAGAGGGGCAGACACAAACUUGGGGCGCCUAGAAGACGGACAGACUCCUUUGCACUUGUCUGCCCUCCGUGAUGACGUGCUCUGUGCACGGAUGUUGUAUAACUAUGGAGCAGACACGAACACAAGGAACUAUGAAGGUCAGACCCCACUGGCCGUUUCAAUAAGUAUUUCAGGAAGUAGUCGGCCGUGUUUGGAUUUCUUACAAGAAGUCACAAGACAACCCAGAACCCUGCAGGACCUGUGCCGAAUUAAAAUUCGACAGUGUAUAGGCCUUCAAAACCUGAAGCUGCUUGAUGAACUACCAAUUGCCAAGGUCAUGAAAGACUACUUAAAACACAAAUUUGAUGAUAUCUGAUAUACCUGGACUGUGAGCAAGAUUAAGAGUUAUUCCAGACACUUAAAAGGCUCUGGGCCUUGCACAAAGUAUAUCCUAUGCAAUUUCUGAUUUGCUGUGAAGUCAGAAGGCAGGUAUACACUUUUAGGGUUUUUGUUUGUUUGGUUUUCAUUUUAGGGGAGGGAUUUUUUUAUAUAUAUAUGAACACACACACACCACGCUUGAAGGUCUUAAUUUGGUUUCUUGGUCCAAGUCUAUGAGGUCCAAGCCUUUCUAUACAAUACUGCAUUUAGAAAAAUUGUUUUUCCUAAAUGCACCAACACAGGCAGGUUCAAAGUGGAGGGUUCUUUCUUCCUUUUGAGCUCUGGUUUCAUUGGUGAACAAGGUACUAGAAACCAGUAGAACAUUUGUUAAGUUUGGAGGUCUCAGGCUCACCUAGUGGAUCCUGGGUGACGCUGGAAAAUUCCCUGCGAAGAAACUUACAGUAAUGCUAUCACCUCAUUCAUUUUUAACGAGUACAGAUGAGCUGUUUAAAAAUUCUUUUUUCCCUUCUAAUUAAUGUAGCUUUCCAAUGGAAAAAAAAAAAACAAACCCAGUACCUCUGCUUCCUUUUGGUGUGCGCUAUUUUUAAAUUAUUUUUUUUAAAACAACUGUAGGACACUACCCUGAGACAUUGUGUUUCAACUCCUCUCUCUCUCUCUUGUUGAAUUGUGCUUUGAAAACAAAAUGAAUGGGGAAAGGAAUUCACUUUUUAAAGCCAGUGUAUUCUGUUUUUAAAACCCGUGCCUCUUGUGCGGCUUCCUCUUGGCGUAGUCUCU